Messenger RNA from Paramecium octaurelia, 1646 nucleotides. The record is from the annotation of a GenBank genome assembly. NCBI's taxonomy places the organism in Eukaryota, Ciliophora, Oligohymenophorea, Peniculida, Parameciidae.
AUGAAAGGACAGUAGAGUUCAUCAUUAAAACGGUAAAUCCAUACAUCAAAUUAGAUUCUCAGCUUUAAUAAAAUACCCUCCAUUGCAGACACUUAUGAUUAUAUUAAAAAUAAUAUAACAGACUCUAGAUUAGUAAAUUCACCAAAAAUAAUAUCAAGAGCAAUAAAUCCCCCUCAAUAUAAAUAGGACACUUAUCUAGAUUUGGCUUUUAUGACUGUAGCAAAACCAGACUCAAGAUAUGAUUUUAACAAGCUUCCUAAUUUGGAAAAAAAAACAGAUGUUUAAAGAGUGAAAUGGUUUAUUAAAUAAAAUAAAUAGAUAGAAUAAUAAUAACAUUUCUUAGAAUUCUUAAACUCAACAAAAGCAUAAUCUUCUAAAAAUUUUGAUUAACAAAUUGUUGAUCAAUUAAGCUAAGUUUAGGAUAAGAAUUAAUCAAAUAAUUGUGACAAGUAUUUUGUUGUUAAAACGCCUACUAAACCUAGUUUAAUUAAGAAUAAAAAUACCAGUAGAUGUAAUCAUAUUUAUUUAGAAAAGAACUAAUUGGCAAUAGCUCAACUAUGAAUGGAGUUAAGAAAAAGGCAUUUACUAAAAACGUGAAUUUAGAAUGUAUUAUAAAAUAUAAGUUUAAUAGAAUUUAUUGAGAAAAAUAAUGAAUUAAGAAGACAUUGUCAAACUUAAUAGGAGCAGGAACAUACCUAAAAUUCUAUAUUGGAAUAAUUGCAAAUUCAAAACAUUCAACACAUAAAUUUAUAUUCAUCUGUCAAAAGAGGAGUAAAAAAUGAUGUUUUGCAUAAUCAAUAUAAAAGCGAAAUUUAAGAUUUAAUUGAAGUAGAUGAUGAAUUGUCAGCUUAGGAAUAUGACACUAUAUAGGAAUUGAAAAAAAAGUCAAUUUUUCAAAAUCCUUUCUCCAAUGCUCAUCAUUUUGAAAUUAAUCAGUUCAAAAAAUAGGUUGUUGAAUAUGAGCCAAAAGUGAUUUAGUAAAAUUAAAAUGAAAACGAAUAAAAUUUAAUUAUUUAAAAAAGAAAAAAUAAAAUCUAAAGAGUGUUAUUGUAAAUAACUUUAUUUUUACAUUGGAUGAUUGAACAUAAAUUAAAAUAUGAAGAUAUUAUCAGUUAAUAGGUUUUUUAAACGAAACCUUAUUAAAGUGCUCAUUCUAAGUAAUGCUUUUAAAAAGUAAAAGCUAAUGACAUUGAAGUUGUCAAAUCAUUUAUUGCAUAGAAUAGAUAUUUAGUUUAUGAUUAUGAUAAUUUUAAGUUAUCUAUGCUUCAUCAUGCAGUUAUUAGAGAUUAUCCAGAGAUGGCAAUCUUAAUAUUAUAAAAUUAUGCUGAAGUUAAUUGUAAAGACAUUGUAAUAUCUCUAAAUUUAUUAUAGUAAGGAAGAACGCCGUUAUUUUAUGCUAUUAGAGGUAAAUGCAAUUAGUGUGUUUGCAUUUUAUUACAAUUCAAAGCAUCUCCAUGGGGAAAUUCUAAAAAUAAUUAUGACAAAUAUUUAGACUUUUUAGAUCCAAAAGUCAGAGAUCUAUACAAAAAAGCAAAGACAGUAUAAAUUUUAAUAUAGAUUAGAUUCAUCUUCGUAUGCAAAUACUCAAAGCGUCUAUUAGGGAACAAUAUUGGUCAUAAUAGAAAUUAAUGUUUAUAUAUAAAUGA